Molecule: messenger RNA, 1901 nt
Organism: Panicum virgatum (switchgrass)
Lineage: Eukaryota; Viridiplantae; Streptophyta; Magnoliopsida; Poales; Poaceae
Exons: 3
Coding region: 490-1683 (397 amino acids)
Source: RefSeq, a predicted model, not a curated record
ACGGUGCCCCGUAUCCAUCCCGUGCUCGCUGCCAACGCCGACGCCGCCGCUCCCUCGCUCCUACCCACAUCGGCGAUCGCGCCCUCGCUCCUCCCCACAGCUGCGGCCGCGCCAUCGUCGAUCCCAAGCUUGGCGGGGAGGAGAAUCCCGAGGCCGAGGUCGUGGAGCUGCAGACCCAGACCGCGCUGGUGUUCCUCUUCUUCUUCAAGUCCAGCUGGUCCGCGUGGUUGCUGGUGUUCCUCUUCUGCGUCGGCGCUAUUACCCAAUUCCAAUGAACUUGCAUUACUUCAGCUGAUCCAUGGAGCAAAUGCCCUGGAUUGCUUCACCUCAUCUUUGAUUCAUCAUCUACAGUAUUUUCCAGGGAAUGGAAUAUGUUGCAUCAUCUCUUGCCAUAAGGUGUGAAUGAUAACUGACACCAAAUCUUUUGCAUUAAGCUGUACUGAGAAUGAUGAAUGUAUAUGAUGCAUACUCAAUGAUUGCAUAUACCCAAUGAUUGCAUACACCAAACAAUGGAGGACGAAGAUUGUACCCUUUGUUCGUUACUUGAUUGCUGAGGAUAACCCGAAUUAUGAGUUUCUCGAUGAUGAUGACGACAUACACAUUCUGGUGUCAGCCAUGGAUGCAGAGAGCUCCUACCACGGCUUAAUACAUGUGAGACGAUUUGUCCCCAGAGAACGUGCUGAUGGAGAGGUAAGGAUCAUACGCCAAUACUUUGCUGCCAAUCCUAUUUACAUCUCUGAAAAGUUUCGUGAAAGGUUCCGUAUGAAGCGUCACGUGUUCAUCCGCAUUCUUAAUGCAGUUCAGUCUGUGGACAGCUACUUCCAGCAACGCGAGGAUUGUACUGGGCUUUUAGGAUUGAGUGCUUUGCAGAAGGUGGUAGCCGCAAUGCGCAUACUGGCGUAUGGUUUGCCGUUAGACGCCGUUGAUGAGUAUGUGCAAAUUGGCACGUCAACUGCUCGUGAGGCUCUUAACCAUUUCUACAGUGCUGUUAUAGUUGCCUUUGGGGAGGAAUACCUGCAUUCUCUAACCCCUGUCGAUGUGGCUCGUGUACUGCAAGAGGGUGAGAGACGAGGUUUCCCAGGUAUGCUUGGUAGCAUAGAUUGUAUGCACUGGGAAUGGCGGAACUGCCCUACUGUUUGGAAGGGCAUGUUCACUGGACGCGGGAAGCACCCAUCCAUGAUCUUGGAGGCUGUAGCAUCUCAUGACCUUUGGAUAUGGCAUGCCUACUUUGGCCUUCCAGGCAGCUGCAAUGUUAUCAAUGUUCUGCAGAGGUCGCCUAUUUUCUCAGCAUAUAUCCGAGGAGAGUCACCUCCUGUUCACUUCACCGUCAACGGACAGACAUAUGACAUGGGGUACUACCUUGCAGAUGGUAUAUACCCUGAUUGGCCAGCAUUUGUCAAGAGUGUUCGCCAUCCUAUGGAGAGGAAGACACAACAUUUUGCUGCUGUGCAAGAGGGUGCGCGCAAGGAUAUUGAGAGAGCUUUUGGAGUUCUUCAAGCUAGGUGGGCAGUAAUCUGUGGGCCGGCUUAUGGAUGGGAUAGGGAGCAGCUUUCUGAUAUUAUGACCGCUUGUAUUAUCAUGCAUAACAUGAUUGUCGAGGAUGAGAAGUCUGAGGCAAUCAAUACCAACUUUGACAACAUUGGCAGACAAGUCAACCCUUCAGGUGGAAAUGUAGCGGAAUGAGAAGCCUUUGUAGCAGCACAUCACAAGUUGCGUGACCAAGCUUGCCAUAUCCAACUUCAGAAGGAUCUCAUAGAGCACAACUGGAUGCGAUAUGGUUCAAUCUAGUUUUUUUUCCUUUUCUUCAGUUGUAAUGCUUCAGAAACUGUAGUUUUUUCUUUUUUUUCUUUUGUAACAUUUAUGAUUGGACGAAAUAAAAUGAUCUAGAGAAGUGGACUGAA